Rubroshorea leprosula is the source of this 490-nucleotide messenger RNA. Lineage: Eukaryota; Viridiplantae; Streptophyta; Magnoliopsida; Malvales; Dipterocarpaceae. The record is from the annotation of a GenBank genome assembly.
UCAUUCUAGUUCUCAACCUCUCUCUCUCUUAUAUCAAAGCGCACUCUAUUCAAUCCAACACAAUGCUGACCAUCUUUGAGAAUAAGAGCAUUGAGAGCACUGACGCUACUGGAAAUAGAAUGAAGUUUCCCCCUGACGCCAACUUGACAAAUCUUUCAUUUGAUUGCAACGUCCACGGCCAGUUCCGAAGCGUGUCAGUUAUAGAUGAGGGGGGUGCCAAGCGGGACUUUACCAUCAAAAAUCAGAACGGAAAGGUAUAUUUCACUGAUGGUUGGAAUGCAUUCAAAAGGGGGAAAGGCAUUAAAGCUGGUCACAAGAUCUCCCUUUACAAAGAUGAUGAAGCUGAUCAGUAUAGAAUUAAAGUGGAGAGAAAUUGAGAAAAGGGAUGGUUAGUUGGCUUUUAUAUAUCCUUUAAGAGUAUAUUUAGUUUGAAAGAAAUGAAGGAGAUGAAAGGAAAUACUAUUUCAGCUAAUCAAAAUAAGUCGUUAAU